Molecule: messenger RNA, 1137 nt
Organism: Bactrocera oleae (olive fruit fly)
Lineage: Eukaryota; Metazoa; Arthropoda; Insecta; Diptera; Tephritidae
Source: RefSeq, a predicted model, not a curated record
AUGAAUUACCUCUCAAGUGUACUAAGUCUGCUUUCAUUUCUCCAACUGUUCGGCUUCAAUAUUGGUGGACCGUUAUUUGGCAACGAAAAUGUACACAUUAAAGUGCAUGUACCUGAAGAAGUAUCACAUAGUACUCAUGAAACAAUAAUUUAUGAACCCGCUAACAAAAUUAUUCAUCAUCAUCAACAUCGCAAAUAUCCACAGAAAUCAGUAGGUUAUCAAUUACGACAUAACCAACAUAAUUAUGUACUGGAGAUAACUUUUAGCAGACUUAAAAAUCCAACUGUUGAUUCAAAUGUGGCAUAUAUAAACCCGAUGAAAUGGAAAAGAGCAUUUAACCAACAAACUGAAAUUAUAUAAUAUGAUUAUGAUAAGGCUGCAAUAUAAAGACCCGUAAAGUAUAUAAAUACCUAUAAAGUGAUCAAAUGUCAGGAACCAAUAAAAGCAAAACUUUAUACCACCACAUCACACAAACACCAACAUAAGUCGAAAAAUAACGAACUAUAUAAAUUUAUUGAGUCAAAAUAUCUGCCAACAACGGGGGAUGGACAUGAGCUCCACAAAUCAGCUGAUAGCAGAGAUCAUUACCAUUAUCCAGUCAGAACGGAAACAAAGUCUAUAAAACCGCACACCCAUACGAAAGUGGUUACAUAUCAAGGAACAGCGAACAAUUACCAUAGCUAUAAGCAUACGCAUUAUAUAGAACCGCCUUAUUAUGACGCUGAUCCCAGCCCACUUGUUGAUUUUAAGUUGAGCACGAGUGUUUAUUUGCCACCAUACGAUAUACCGGCAUUAUCUGUGGAGCAUACAGACACGGCGGCAUAUGAUUUUUUAACUCCCAAAGAAACUCUCACUUUACCCACUAGUGAGGCAGCAAAUUUCCAUGGUCAAUUCCCCUAUAACGCUUUUAAUGAUGGAACUUUCAAACCCUUCAUUGGUGGCAUGUACCUACCUGUUGGGGAAGAAAGUCCCAUUAGAAAAGAAGCAGCUGAGACUUACAUGGGCAUCGAUAGCUAUUCUGCAAGUCAUGUCCAAGGCCUAGAUUAUCUUAGCUACUCACCCUAUCGACGCUGGAGUACGUUUAUUUAAUUAAUUUUAAUUAUACCUGUGUAAAUGUAAAUAUAGGCCAGUCUUAAG